AUGAAGUGCCGUGUAAUAGUGUUAAUUGUUCUUUGUUUGAUAUGUAUCUCGCAACAGAAAUCGACACCAGAAUCGGACAGUUAUGUGGCAGCGGUACUUGAAUACCAGUUCACAAGAAACACCUCGACAAAUUUACAGAACUACCUGUAUUAUAUACAGCAAGCGGCGGCACAGGAUGUCGAUAUCAUGGUGUUCCCUGAAAUGACACUUACUCGAGGUACUAAUGUGAGGGUGCCAAUACACGGCCUGCUGAAGGACCACAUACCAGCACUGUACCCAGAUCUAUUCGAUGAGGUUCUAGUGUCACUCUCAUCUGCUGCUCGGCAACACAACAUUUACUUAGUAGUGAACAUACAAGAAGAAAUGGACUGCAACAACUCUCCUGAAGAAUUCUGUCCUGAACAGAAGACCUAUAUCUUUAAUACAAACAUUGUGUUCGAUAGGGCGGGCGCAGUUAUAGACAGAUAUCGCAAAACAAAUCUUUUUAAUGAAUACAAUCGCUCCCCAGCGUUACGUCCAGAGCUGGGAUUGUUUUCCACAGACUUUGGCGUUCGGUUCGGCCACUUUAUAUGCUUCGAUUUGAUGUUUCAAGUACCCGCUACCCAAGUUGUACAGAGCUACCAUCUCAGAGACAUAAUCUUCAGUACUAUGUGGUUCUCUGAAAUGCCUUUUCUGACUGCUGUCGAGUUUCAAGAGUCAUAUGCAUACACCAUGGGAGUUAACUUCAUAGCAGCUGGUGCUAAUAAUGUCAAGGUGGGAAGUGCUGGCUCCGGAAUAUACUCUGGAAAGACCGGAGCACUCAUCAGCAUUAUGCCGGCAGAAUCAAAAACACGACUACUUGUAUCUCGAGUGCCCAAACUUCCGGGACAUCCAACAUUUAAAUGGCCAGGCCCGAUCUACGACGACCCGACGGCACCUGAUGAGCUGCUCCUCAAUAAAGACGUGCACCUACAGACAUCUACCUCUAGACUUCUACGGCCGGGCUCACAGGAAUUCACACUCGUUGACAAAGAUGUUAGAUGCGUGUUCAGAAUCAAGAUGAACAGAACAUCUGAUACUACGAAAAAGGUCCCACAUUUCCGUGCGUUUGUUAAAGAUGGAACGAACGUAUAUGCACACCGGCAAGUGGGUGUAGUGUAUUGCGGAGUGGUCGCAUGCGAAAACGAAGAAGUUUCCAGCUGUCCAUACAGAUAUAAAGAAGAAGAAAAGCUCACAGAAUUCGAAGUGUUAGAAAUUAAAAUGACCUCGUAUCCCACUCAAUAUAAUGUCUCAUUACAGUGUGAUAAUGUAGUUUACUAUCCCACCUCUUUAAAAUAUAAUAAGUUUCCUUUAGAACCGCAAGAUUUCGAGUACAGAAAGUGGGAAUAUAGCGACUUCGAUUUACUCGUUUAUAGUUUAGCUAGACCCCAGGAUGAAUUGAUUUCGUUUGCUCUUUGGGGUAGAGCUUAUUUAAGAGAUGUACAGUUAAAGGACGAGGCCUCCGAAGAAGAUGUAAUAAACAGUAUAUUAUCAGAAAAUCUAAUCUUCAGCUAUGCUGAUGAGUCGUAA
Diatraea saccharalis (sugarcane borer) is the source of this 1548-nucleotide messenger RNA. The record is from the annotation of a GenBank genome assembly. NCBI's taxonomy places the organism in Eukaryota, Metazoa, Arthropoda, Insecta, Lepidoptera, Crambidae.